Molecule: messenger RNA, 1616 nt
Organism: Labrus mixtus (cuckoo wrasse)
Lineage: Eukaryota; Metazoa; Chordata; Actinopteri; Labriformes; Labridae
Gene: ak8
Product: adenylate kinase 8
Exons: 15
Coding region: 97-1506 (469 amino acids)
Biological process (GO): nucleoside triphosphate biosynthetic process
Cellular component (GO): cytoplasm
Molecular function (GO): ATP binding; AMP kinase activity; nucleoside diphosphate kinase activity
Source: RefSeq, a predicted model, not a curated record
CCCUAGCAACAAACAAACGCUUCUUGGCAACCGGGUCGUUUAGGCAGGUCCUCAAAAGAAAGCUAAAGAACUCCAAAUUUCUUCCUCCCCCUGGUGAUGGAUGAGACGAUAAAACCAUUGAGGAUUCCUCCUCAGAUGUCCGUCUAUGCCGACAAACACAAGGUCUUCCACCUGCUGCAGAGCAUGUUGUCCAGUCUGGUGAUUGAUCAGCCUAAAGAUCCAAUCAGUUACCUGAUCAAUCUGCUGCAAAGGAGCAGCACGGACAUUCCCAGAAUCAUAGUGCUUGGUCCUCCGGCUGUUGGGAAGCAUACAGUGGCCAAAAAUUUGAGUGCUGAGCUGAGAGCUGUUCGUGUUACCAUAGAAAGUUUACUGCAGGACCCGUCAGAGCUGAGUGCACAGGCCCGCAGAUACACACUCAGAGAGCAGGAGCUUCCUUGCGAGUUAGUAGUCCGAAUGAUUCAACAGAGACUGGAUAAUGUGGACUGCUUCAAAAGGGGCUGGGUGCUGGAGGGAAUCCCUCAGACUCGACUGCAGGCUCUGAGUCUUCAGCAGGUCGGAAUUAUCCCUGAGCAUGUUGUGAUGUUGGAGGCUCCUGAUGAUGUGUUGGUGGAGAGGCGCCAGGGGAAACUGGUGGAUCCAAUAACAGGAGAUGUUUACCAUAAGACUUUCAUAUGGCCAGUUGAAGACACUGUUGCUAAGCGCCUGGAGGAAGGUCAGAGUCGGUCAGAAAGGCAACGAUUGGCUGAGUUGCAGCGCUACCGCUGUGAGGUUACAGGUUUGACCUCAGCCUAUCAGCAUGUGCUGAAGAUCAUCAACAGUGAUCAACCUCAUACUGAUGUCUAUCAACAAGUGUUGGCUUUUGUCCGGACACGUCGUUGCCCCAGAACUCCCAGAAUCCUUCUGUUGGGUCCGCCAGGGUCAGGGAAGAAACAUCAGGCCAGGCUGCUGUCAGAGAAAUACAGGAUGGUGGAUGUGUGUUGUGGUCAGCUGUUGAGGUCUGUAACAACUGAUGGUUCAACUCUGGGUAAAAACAUUAAACCUUACCUGGAUCAUGGGAGGCCAGUUCCAGACUCCCUGGUUCUGCACGUUCUGGAGGAACGUCUGGGCCGAGUGGACUGCAGCUGCAGAGGCUGGAUCCUUCAUGGCUUCCCUAGUGACCUGCAACAGGCAAAGAGUCUGCAAGAGUCCCAGCACCACCCCAACAGAGUUUUCCUCCUGGAUUUGACAGAUGAUGUUUGUCUGGAGAGAAUCACUCUCAGAGCCACAGAUCCAGUCAGUGGAGAGACGUUUCACUCUCUAGUUCGACCAGCUCCGAGCUCUGAGGUCCAGGACAGACUGAAGACCAGACCUGAGGACAGCACAAAUACUGCAACACACACACUGAGACAGUACAGGAUGAACAUUGCUGCAAUACAGACUUUGUUUCCAGAUGUAGUUUAUAUUGAUGCUGAUCAGGAUCCUCACUCUGUGUUUGGUGCUCUGGAGAGCAGGCUGACAACUGACUGACACCUCGAGACACCCAGCCUCAAGACCAGAAGAAUGAUAACUGCUCUACUUCUUCUCUUAACUUUCCUUCAUCAUUCUUUUUCAAAUAUGUUUUCUUAGAAAAGUAUAAU